This is a messenger RNA of Microthlaspi erraticum, 1380 nucleotides long. The record is from the annotation of a GenBank genome assembly. Lineage: Eukaryota; Viridiplantae; Streptophyta; Magnoliopsida; Brassicales; Brassicaceae.
AUGCAUAACAAGGCUUCGAGCAGAGACGUAAAUAGUCAAAACUUCACAAAGCUAAAGAGAGUAGAUACGAAUCCAGAUCCAGACAUUUACGACAUCACAUACGUCGACAUUUCUCCCUCCGAGGGCUCAUCUUCUCCGUUAUCCAAAUCGCCAUGGUCAGUACGAGUCGAUCCCACCGAUGCAGAACCGCCGCAUUCGGCGUCGAAACCUCCGCCGGCGUCGUACACCGAAGAACACACUAACUACUCACCCAACGUUCUCCUGGGAUCUCUGGUCCGCGAAGAAGGCCAUAUCUACUCCUUAGCCACAUCCGGAGAUCUACUCUACACCGGAUCCGAUUCCAAAAACAUCAGAGUCUGGAAAAGCCACAUCGAAUUCUCCAGCUUCAAAUCCAACAGCGGACUGGUGAAGGCGAUCGUGCUCGCCGGAGACAAAAUCUUCACGGGGCAUCAGGACGGGAAGAUCCGCGUCUGGAAAGUCUCGGCGAAGGAGUCCAACGCCUUCCGCCGCGUCGGGACGAUGCCGAACCUCCGCGAUUUCAUCAGGAACUCGAUCGCGCCUUCCUCCUACUUCAAUUUCACGCGGCGGAAUCGGACCAGCGCGCAGGGGUUCCGGCACCUGGACGCGAUCUCGUGCCUCGCGCUGAGCGAGGACAAGCGGCUCCUGUACUCGGGAUCGUGGGAUAAGACGUUUAAGGUGUGGAGAGUCUCGGAUCUGAGGUGUUUGGAAUCGGUCAACGCUCACGAGGACGCGGUGAACGCCGUCGUUUCGGGUUUCGACGGAUUGGUUUUCACUGGAUCUGCAGACGGGACGGUGAAAGUGUGGAGGAGGGAGGAUCAGGCGAAGGAGACGAAGCAUUUCUUCUCCGAGACGCUUUUGAAACAGGACUGCGCCGUUACGGCGAUCGCGGUUGAUCAGAGCGCGACGUUAGUUUACUGCGGUUCGUCUGACGGAACCGUUAACUUUUGGGAGCGUGACCAUAAUAUGAAAAACGGCGGCGUUUUGAAAGGGCAUAAACUCGCGGUGCUCUGUCUUGUCACGGCGGGGAAUUUGCUGUUCAGUGGUUCUGCUGAUCUUGGAAUUCGCGUUUGGAGGAGGCCGGAGCGCGGCGGAGGAGAGGAGCACGUGUGUCUUUCGGUGUUGACGGGACACGCGGGUCCGGUGAAGUGUUUGGCGGUGGAGAGAGAUCAGGAAUCGGUUUCCGGUGAGAGAAGGUGGAUUGUGUACAGUGGGAGUUUAGAUAGAUCGGUGAAGAUGUGGCGUGUGUCGGAGAAUGCGCCGCCGAUGGAGUUCCGUUCGUCGGAUCCGUUUGGUGGUCCGACUGAAUUAACGGUGGCUCCUAGCUUCUCGGCACAAGGGAGAGUUAGCCCCAAAAGAUAG